Molecule: messenger RNA, 1287 nt
Organism: Aspergillus fijiensis CBS 313.89
Lineage: Eukaryota; Fungi; Ascomycota; Eurotiomycetes; Eurotiales; Aspergillaceae
Exons: 2
Coding region: 1-1287 (428 amino acids)
Source: RefSeq, a predicted model, not a curated record
AUGGAUCCUCAGGAUAUUAACUUCAGAGCCAGAAACGAGACCUACAGGAAGCUCCUCGAGCCUGGAUCGCCAUUCAACUGGAUGGAUGAAGCUUCGGAUGACGAUAUGACUUCGAGAGACGAGAUAAGCUCUACCAGCUCGACAGAGACACUAACAGUGUCAGACGAAGUGCUAAUGCACGAUUUCGAUGAAAUGGAUUUCGACAAGCCCUCAGAGAGUGAGAAGGAAGAGGUAUCUGCUGGCACCAGCAUGGAUUGGAGUGCAACCGAGGCGAAUGAUGAGUCAAUUAAGAGGAGUCACGCUAUCCAAAGGGCUUACCAGGGUCUCGGCUACAACCUGCAUAACUUUCACCAGAGCCAGAGUCUAAAUACUGAUGGUCAUGGCAUGGAGCUUGAAGAAGCAGCACGUAAUGACUAUGGGGGAUUGGCCCCUUCACCGGCCUUUAGCGAGGACGUGGAGAGCGCCGAGGUAAGGCUCAUCAGGGUCGAAAUUGACCAUGAAUUCAAUGCUCGUGAGGCCUACAUGAACCACGUAGACGAGUCCGAGUCAGUCCACCACUUCAACUGGUUUGGGAAUCCCGUCCCACAAGAAAGUCGGACACCACCGGCGAUCUCACUCUUCUUCCAGCUAACCGACCCGAAGGUCCCCAGAGCUGGGGAUGAGCUUCGCCUUAAAGCCCUGAUGAAGAAUGCUAUGGUCUACAUAGACCCGGUAGUUGUUGAUCUCGAAACUAGAGGACAAAGACUCCCAGGGACGAUCACUGACUUCAUUGAAUGGGCAUCCAAGCUCACGUUCAGGUACUACAGCCCACACGGUUGGUGGCGCAAUGAUCCCAGGGUAACCAACGAUGAGUGUUUGCAAGACCCCGGCAAUCCUUACGACUAUCUGCUUGAGGACUUUGGUGUAGCUACUGGCUUCGUACAGAAUAAUAAAUUCCCGUCGACCGGGGAUUGGUUCGAGAGGCAACGAUCGCGGCUCGCCGAGCUUGAACAGACGGGUCAAAACCGGCACUUCAGGAAGGAGAAAGAGAAGUCUUGCAAGCCCUCGCCUCUUAGGGAGUCAAUCACUUGUGAGCCUGAUGAGGCACCUCCCCAAAUCACCGCCUCGACAGACAACUCGCUCGAGAGCUUCCCGACUCGAAUGAGGAUUAUGAGCAAUGUGCCCCAAAGCGGUGCUAAAACUGGCCUGCGACAAGAUCCGCACAGCCCGGACCUUUACACCUUGACCUUGCUACCAGAGUUGUCAGAAGAGGGGGAGGAGCAGUCCAGUCCUGAGGGGGGGGGUUAG